CCGCUGCAAUGAGAUCGUGCGAAAACAAACAUGGCAUCCUAACAACCAUAUAUUGACAGUAAAGUAUUCUGUAAAAUAGUUUCCACAUAUUUCCGAUCUGCGUUUCAAAAUGCCACCGAAAAAGAAAAAGGGCAAGGGAAAGAAAAAAAAGAAGAAGGAUGAGAAGACCGAACUGACGAUUGAGGAUAAGUACAAGAGAACCAUGGAAGAGAUUGAGUGUCUGAAGGAUGAACUUGCUGCAAGAUCUGAAAUUGCACGAAGGUCCAAGGACACUGCAGAUCGUAUGAAAGAAAGAAUGAGAGAAGCAAAGGAGGAAGUUGAAACUGAGCAGCAAAAUAAACUGGACAUUUCUUCAGACCUUACUCGUCAAUACAAAACAAUGCAGUCUGAGAUGGCUCUUAGGAUUCACAUGUUGGAGCAGACUGUGAAUAAGCUGAGGGAGCAGUUGGCCUCUACAGAAGAAGAACUGAAGAAGACCAGGAAAGAGAGAGAUGAUAUCAGGCGGGAAAAAGAUGAAAUCAUUGCUGAACUCCAGUUUAAAAUUGAUCACAUGGAAUCUGCCUAUGAAAGUGUGCUUCAUGAUGCUUUUGAUAGAAUGGCUGUUAAAGUUGAGGAUGCCAGGGCACGAUGGGAGAUGGAAUCAUCGGAGAUACAGGAGAAAAAUAAACAGCUUCUUUUGGAAUUUGGCUUGAAUCCACUAGAAAUUUAAAUUACUACCUUUAAUAAAUAUUUCCCCUUCUAGUUUACCUGGUUUAGUGUGUAGAAAGUAAUAUAAGCCACAUUCGUAGAUAGAUGAAGAGCUGGUGGAAUAACUACCACAAGCAUCCUACAUACAUGUAGGUACCAGUAAUAGUGAGAAGACAUUGGGUACAUGAUUGUUUUAUUUACAGUACCCUACACAGCCACUUUCACCCAAAGUUUCAACAUUGCACAACUAAAGUGCAAUAAAUAUAAACUUGGAAACAGUCAUGCUUAAAUUGCAAUGUUAGUGUGUUGAACCAAAAUAUCUGAAAAUCUUAAAUAAUGCACAUGUACCAUACUACCAUGAGUGGAAAAAGAAAUAAAACAAAGCUUUUGCAUCUCCA
Molecule: messenger RNA, 1085 nt
Organism: Pocillopora verrucosa
Lineage: Eukaryota; Metazoa; Cnidaria; Anthozoa; Scleractinia; Pocilloporidae
Product: dynein regulatory complex protein 12-like
Source: RefSeq, a predicted model, not a curated record